This is a messenger RNA of Balaenoptera musculus (blue whale), 1555 nucleotides long. RefSeq names its product shadow of prion protein (gene SPRN). The record is from RefSeq and is a predicted model, not a curated record. Gene Ontology annotation, molecular function: nucleic acid binding. Gene Ontology annotation, cellular component: membrane; nucleus. The transcript has 2 exons. Bases 269 to 715 code for a protein of 148 amino acids. Lineage: Eukaryota; Metazoa; Chordata; Mammalia; Artiodactyla; Balaenopteridae. Gene Ontology annotation, biological process: protein import into nucleus.
CGGGGUGCUGGGCAGCGAGAGGGGCUGCGCCUCCGAGCGCCUGCCUUUAUCUCCUCCCUUCCGUCUCCCGGGGGAUGCGCCUCCGCGUCUGCCCACCCCCAAGCCUAGGGCGGAGGCCUCACGCAAAAGCCAGGCUCCGCGGUCGGCGCUUGGCGCUCGGCGCCCCGUGCAGUCUCCGCCGCAGCUCCUUCCUUCCCGCUCGGCAGCGGUCCCUGGAGCGGCCGCCGCGGUUCCGAGCGAGGCCCGUGGCUGGUUUCGCUCCACGAAGAUGAACUGGACUGCCGCCGCGUGCUGGGCUCUGCUGCUAGCGGCCACCUUCCUCUGCGACAGCGGCGCAGCCAAGGGCGGCCGUGGCGGGGCUCGCGGCAGCGCCCGGGGCGGGCUGCGCGGGGGCGCGCGCGGGGCCUCGAGGGUGCGCGUGAGGCCUGCGCCCCGCUACGCCGGCUCCUCGCUGCGCGUGGCCGCGGGAGCGGCGGCAGGGGCAGCGGCGGGGGCAGCCGCGGGCCUGGCGGCGGGCUCGAGCUGGAGGAGGGCCGCGGGGCCCUGGGAGCAUGGCCCGGAGGACGACGAGGACGGCGCACCCGGCGGCAACGGAACGAACCGAAGCGUCUACAGCUACCGGGCGUGGACUUCGGGCGCGGGGCCCACGGGCGACCCUCACCUCUGCCUGCUGCUGGGCGGCGCCCUGGGCGCCCUGGGGCUGCUGCGGCCCUAGGCCGGGCUGGGCUCGGGGGCCAGAUCUGCCCCCAGCCCGCGCCCGCCCCGCGGGCCACGGCAGAGGCUGCCCAGCACUGAGCGCCCCUUGCCUCCACUGCCCAAGGCCUCUGAGCCCAGAGGAGCUGCGUGGCCAACUCCCGACAGUCCAGCAGCCUCUCCUCCUGUGACCCAGAGGCACCUCCUGUUCCCCCUCCUGCCUGAUCCCCUCCCCAGCCUCCGCACCUCCCACCCUACCAGGGGCCCAGUGGCCCACCAGCUCCAGGAUGCCCUGCCUGCCACUUGGAGGUGAGGGUCCUCCCCAGCCGGAAAGGCAGGUGUCCUGAGGCUCCUGCACCGUCCUGGCCAGCUGACCCCCACUCUACAAGCUGUUCAGGCCACUCGAGCUCCCCUGACCCCACCUGGACACUUGAGCGGUGUGGACAGUGCCGACCACCAGGCAGAGAGGUGGGCCCUCAGGCUGGGCUGGCUCUCCCACAGCCCUGAGGACGUGGUGGCCUCGCCCCCAGAAACAGCCCCAGUGGACCAAAGGCCUUGAGGAUUCGGGGGAGAGGAGAGGUUUCCCUCGCAGGCUGCAGUGUGCUGCCUGCCUGUCCAGAAAGGAAGGGGGCCACAUCUGUGGAUUAGUGAGCCCAGACGUGGCCCCGUGGUUCUCCAGAUGGCUCCCAGGAUACCCUCGCCCACAGGAACUGCCCACGCCUUGCCCCUGCCCUCGGGCCCAGGGCCCGUGUCCCCCUCUGGGCAGACGCUUUGCGAGACCCGCCGCCAGGGACUCCCUUAAAGCCACUUUGCUCUGACUUGAAACAAGUCACAUAACUCUUCUUGGACCUAUUUUGGAAGA